Messenger RNA from Lycium barbarum (goji berry), 942 nucleotides. RefSeq lists its product as uncharacterized. The record is from RefSeq and is a predicted model, not a curated record. The coding region runs from base 1 to 942 and encodes 313 amino acids. Lineage: Eukaryota; Viridiplantae; Streptophyta; Magnoliopsida; Solanales; Solanaceae. The transcript has 2 exons. Gene Ontology annotation, molecular function: zinc ion binding; nucleic acid binding.
AUGGGGGCUUUCUUCCAGUCCAUUAUCAAGCAUGCUUCUAUGGUUAAGGGCGCUAAGGCCCAUGCUUUUGGUGGUGAUGACAAGAGGCCACGUCAGACUGGCAGUUUUGGGGGUUCUGGUUCGAGGGGUGCCGGUCAGUUUUCGAGGCCAUCUCAGCCCUAUUCCAAUAGUCCCGUGCAUUCAACAUUACCGGCUUUCUCUAGUGAGUUACUUAGGCAGAGAGCUCCUGAGAGUUUGUUCUCUAGACCGGUGGGCAGGGCUGCUUCAUCCGGGUCUUCAGCUUCCGUGUUUCAGCACUCGACUCCUCUUACUUGUUACUCUUGUGGGGAGGUUGGGCAUGUUUCCAGGAGAUGUCCCCGACCUAGGCAGGAUCAUCAGCCGCCGAGGACUCAUGUAUCAUCCGGUGGUCGAGGCGGGACUUCUCAGAGAGGCGAUGCUCAGUCAGGCCGCGGUACUUCACAUGGUUCUAGAGGUAAGUCCCAGCCAGCUAGAAGUGGUACUCAGAGUGCGAGAGGGUUAUCCCAGACUGGGCAUCGUGGAGCCUAUUAUUUCUCAUUUCUUGGUAGGCCCGAGGCAGAGGCCUCAGAUGCUGUGAUCGGAAAUGAGACAAGGGUAAAGGAGGAGGAAUCCCCACAGAAAGAGAAAGACAAGGAUUUCCACAAAAAGGUUAAGUCUACCGUACAAUUCAGCAGUAACGGGAAUAGGAAAUUCUUUAAGAACAAGUCAGCAGGACCUGCUCCAUCCACAACAAGUGCCCCAGUCCCUAAGUUCCGAAAUGACAAGAAGCAGAUCUUCAGACCAUCGAGUUCUUAUUCUCAAGCUAGUGUGAGCCAGUCAGCCUAUACUAUUCCAGCUUGCAGCAAGUGUAGCAAGAGACACUUAGGUGAGUAUCGUAUGGGUACAGAUGCGUGCUAUCGUUAUGGCCUGAAAGGAUACAUUUAG